GUUAGUCAGAGAGAGGUUAGCGCUCACUACGUGUAGCAGCUGCUAGGCGCCUUGCGCGUGCGCGCAUUUUUACCGACAAAAAUGUCGAUUAAACGAUUCUAUUAAUUUACUGUGUGGUUUUUAUAUUGAACUGAUAGUAUCAGCAACUGUUUUUUAAUACAAUAGUUAAUUUUUAUAAUCAAAAUGGUUAGUGGAAAUAAAGACCCCAGCGAUCCAAUCAAAAUACCGCCAAAGAAUCGCGAAAAGAAAAGUAACAAUUACUUACGGGCAAACUUUCUGUCGCGAACAUGGUUCUUCUGGAUGAUGCCGACUUUCUGGAGAGGAUUCAAACGGGAUCUCUACGACGCCGAUCUCACCAAGCCUAAAGACAGCCAUCUCUCUGAUAAACUCGGUGAUCGCCUUGAAAAGAAAUGGCUCGAAGAGAUAUCACUAGCUCACAAGCAGGGUCGCAAGCCGUCCCUGCUUCGCGCCAUGACAAAGGCAUUCUGGUUGAGCUACGCACCUUCUGGCUUCAUGUUCCUGCUCCAAGCUCUUCUGCUUAAGCCCUUCCAACCAGUAGCAUUAAGCAUGAUGUUGGCGUACUGGGAGCCCGGAUCCGAUAUGACGUACGAGCAAGCGGUGUACUGCGCUUCGGCCGUUAUUCUGAUGUCACUCUGCAUAGCCUUCCUUAACCACCACGGCUCUUACUCCACCCAGCAGUUCGGGAUGAAAGUACGCAUAGCUGCGUGUUCUCUUAUCUAUAGAAAGGUCAUGCGCAUGAGUUCAGGUGCUCUAGCGCAGACCACCGCCGGUCAAGUGGUGAAUCUGCUGUCCAAUGACGUGAACCGAUUCGACUACGCCUUCAUCUACACCCACUUCAUCUGGCUGCUCCCGCUGCAAGUUAUUCUGGUCUGCUAUUUGAUCUACAUCAAAAUCGGUGUAGCAGCUGUCGUCGGGGUCAUCGGCAUUGUACUUCAGACAAUACCUGUUCAAUCCUAUAUGAGUAAAUUGGCAGCAAGGUUGCGAAUGAAAACUGCGUGCAAGACCGACGAGCGAGUUCGCAUUAUGGAUGAAAUUAUAAGUGGCAUGCAGGUUAUAAAAAUGUACGCUUGGGAGAAGCCAUUCGAGCAAGUGGUAGCCACUGCUCGUAAAAAUGAGAUAAACUGCAUCACCUCGGCGUCGUACCUGCGAGGGGUGUACCUCAGCUUUAUGGUGUUCACGGAACGACUGACGCUGUACAUCACGCUGCUCUCGUACUCCUUAUUCGGUUUCCAAGUCACUGCUGAUAUUGUAUUUCCCCUGGCUCAAUUCUACAAUACGCUACAAGGAACUCUAUCAAUUAUCAUGUCAAAUGCUGUUUCGUUUUUGGCAGAGGCUCUAAUUUCUGUCCAACGCCUCGAGGCAUUCAUGCUAUUGGAUGAAAGAGAGGAUCUGCGCAGCGUUCCCGAUGUGGAUAUCGCAAAACUUGUCCAAUCAGUAGAAAACCAGAAAAUGAAGAAUUUGAGUGAAGUUGACCUGCGGCCAAAUACUUUCAAGAAAAUCGACGAAGAAGGAAUAUACAACCCAGGUUUCGAAUGCGAGAAGAAUCUUCUCAAUCAGUACGGCUCUUUACCAGUAAGUUCCGAUGUGGGUAUCCUCAUCCAGGACGUGUCGGCGAGCUGGACGGACAACGGCCCGGUGACGCUGAAGAACUUGAAUAUUACCGUGCCUAAGGGGAAAUUAUGCGCUAUCAUUGGUUCUGUCGGCUCUGGAAAGAGCUCCGUACUGCAGCUCCUCCUCAAUGAACUACGUUCAACUAGUGGUCGCAUUCACCUCUGCGGUCCCUUGUCGUAUGCUUGCCAAGAACCUUGGUUGUUUGUGGCUACCGUUCGGCAAAACAUUCUCUUCGGUUUACCUUACAACUCCAAAAAGUAUAAAGAGGUUGUGAGGGUGUGUGCACUGCAAAAAGACUUUCAACAAUUCCCCCAUGGAGACCAGACCUUGGUCGGAGAAAGAGGAGCCUCACUUUCUGGCGGUCAAAGAGCUCGUAUCAAUCUGGCGCGAGCUGUUUACAGACAAGCUGACAUAUACCUGCUAGACGACCCGCUGUCAGCGGUAGAUGCUCACGUCGGCCGGCAGCUCUUUGACGAAUGCAUCAGCGGCUACCUGCGACACACCACCCGCAUCCUCGUCACUCACCAACUUCACUACCUGAAGGCGGCUGACUACAUUAUCAUCAUGAAUAAUGGCAGCAUUGAAGCCAAGGGCACUUACGAUGAAUUAGCGACAACAGGCAAAGAUUUCGCGAAACUGCUAUCAGCAACACACGAUGAAAAUGAAGACAAAAAGAAGGAAAUUCCCGCACCUUUAUCAAGGCGUACAUCUGCCAGGUUGUCCACAACAAGACGGCCAUCUUUGACGGAAUCGGCUUCUGGCUGCGAGAUUCCAGCUCAGGAGAUGGAGGAAGAGGAGCGGGAGUCCGGGUCUAUGGGCUGGCACGUGUACGGCGCCUACCUGCGGGCUGGGGGACGCUCGGGCAGACUCGCCUUCAUGGUCAUCUUGCUCGUCGUCGGGCAGCUGUCUGCUACCUUCUGCGACUACUGGGUCACUUUCUGGACAAAUGAAGUGACCAGAUUAAAAGAGAGAGAGAACAACAGCACAUCCAAAGACAAAGACUACGACCGUCUCCCGAGGCCUCAGAACAGCACAUUUAACCUGUCCAGCUAUUUCUCGGGAAUCGAUCUCCGCCCCGAUCUUGACAUUCACGCCUACAUCGGGCCGCUGGACACAGCGCAGUAUCUAUACGUAUACACAGCUCUCAUUAUCUGUUGCAUCUUCUUCAUCACGGCUAGAGCUUUCAUGUUCUUCAAGGUCUGCAUGACGGCCUCCCGUAACCUCCACAACGAUAUGUUCCACGCCAUGCUGCGAGGCGUGAUGAGAUUCUUCGAUAAUAACUCAUCAGGGAGGAUUCUCAACAGAUUCUCAAAAGACAUCGGAGCUUUAGACGAGCUGCUUCCUCGGUUCCUGCUGGAAUGUAUUCAGAUUUACCUCGUGAUGUUCAGCAUUUUAGCGCUUAACGCCGCCGCGCUGGUGUGGACGCUGCUUCCUACCACCAUCAUCCUUCUUUUGUUCUACACUAUACUACAGAUAUACCUCAAAUCUGCGCAGUCUAUUAAACGAUUGGAAGGCACAACACGAAGUCCUGUAUUCUCGCAUAUGUCCGCCACUCUGAACGGCAUUAGUACGAUUCGCUCGGCUGGUGCCCAGAGCAGACUUAUUCAGGAAUUCGACAGAUUCCAGGACAUCCACACCUCAACAUGGAGCAGCUAUUUAGCAAGCGGUGUCACCUUGGGUUUUUGGCUAGACUUCAUCUGCGUGUUGUACUUGGCCAUCGUCAUCAUUGCCUUCCUCGUCAUAGAUAGCAAGACAAUAUUCUCCGGCAACGUGGGCCUGGCGAUAUCUCAGACGCUGAUCCUCACUGGAAUGCUGCAGUUCGGAGUGCGACAGACUGCCGAGGUGAUCUCGCAGAUGACCAGCGUCGAGAGGAUCCUGCAGUACACGCAUAUUGAGCGGGAGCCCAAGUGGGAAAAAGGAGCACGAGAGAGCCCACAAGGCUGGCCGUCUCAAGGUCGCAUACAGUUCCGCAAUUGCUAUAUGAAAUACACCCCCGAAGACUUACCAGUGCUGAAAAACCUCAAUUUAGUGAUUGAAAGUGGAUGGAAGGUUGGAAUAGUUGGGCGAACUGGAGCUGGAAAGUCGUCCCUCAUCUCAUCCCUGUUCCGACUCGCCAUCGUGGAAGGAGAGGUCCUCAUCGACGACGUGGACACCGGCUACUUGUCCCUGCAAGAACUCCGCUCGAAGAUUUCUAUAAUUCCUCAAGAGCCAGUGCUGUUCUCCGCAACUGUGCGCUACAACUUGGAUCCCUUUAACAAUUACGACGACCAGCAGCUUUGGAAUGCUCUUGAAGCAGUUGAUUUAAAAGCUGCAGUUCCAGCGUUGGACUUUAAAGUAUCGGAAGGCGGCUCUAACUUCUCAUUGGGACAGCGGCAACUGGUAUGCCUGGCGCGGGCCAUCUUGCGAGGAAAUCGGAUCCUUGUACUGGACGAAGCCACCGCAAAUGUGGAUCCAAAAACUGAUGAAUUCAUCCAAAGAACUAUAAGAAAGAGGUUUGCAGAAUGCACGGUGUUGACCGUGGCUCAUCGACUGAACACUAUCAUGGAUUCCGACCGCGUCAUGGUGAUGGACUCCGGCCGUCUGGUAGAGUUCGAUCACCCCUACAAACUCCUUACCAACCCCGAAGGCUACUUCGCCAAGAUGGUGAAAGAAACCAGUGAUAAAAUGUCUGCGCAGCUGCAUGACAUCGCCAAGAAUACGUACCUUAGCAAUGGCGGCGUCCUAGAAUAAAUUAAGCUAUACCUAUUCUUUAUAAGUCUUGUAUGUUGUUGUUAUUAAGAGGUCGAAUAUAAUUUAUUUAUUUUAGGAGAAUUCAUUCCAUUUAAUUGUGUCUGUAAUGUUAAUUUUAUUUCGAAACUAAUAAGGAACUAGGUAUAUGGCAUUAUAAGAUAAAACGUAGCUAUAAGUACUACAUGCAUGUUAAGUGUCUGGAAGUGCGCGAAUCAUAACACCAUGAUUAUUUCCACUUGACUGUUUAAAUUUGCGCACUUAAUUUAACUAGCUACAGAUUUAUAGCUAGAUUAUAUAGGUAGUGUAUGGCUCGUCAUACCACCACGUACCUGAAGGUAUGAAGCUACUGUUCUUGAUGUCAAUUUAUGCAAAAUAUUGAUACUAGGGUUUUGAGUCUUAGAAAUACACCUACAAUGGAAUUGCACUUUCCUCUUUUUUUGUCUGAGAUCAUUUACUUAUCGACAAUCUUAAGUUAACUUCGAACUAUGCCAUAAUAGAUACCUUAGUUAUUAUAAUUAAAAUUAACUACCUUCCAAUAAAUACUUAUCGGAGAUAAUUUCAAGCUUUACCAUGAUCAGGUAUUCCUGUAGAAUGACAUAGUUCUAAGUUCGCAACAUAAUUAAGCUUUCGUUGUGUGAAUGGAGAGCUUUUAUUUAAAUAAAUAGUUUUUUCACUUGUUGUUUAUUCUACCAUUGUAUUCCCACACUAGCUGUUGCUCGCGGCUCCACCCGCGUGAAGCUCGCUUUUGAAAUAAUCUGUGGAAGCUACAUUUAACCAGUAUUUAAUAGACUUAUAGUAAAUUCUAAAGUAUCUUAUGUGCAAAUGAAUCAAACUGAAAAUGUAAACGACCGAUUACCUAACCAACCUUUAGAACUACAUUACAACAAUUUUUAAAUUAUUAGAAUCAAUUUUUAGUAACAAGUAUUGAUUUAAUCAAUAUAAUUAGACUUCUGUGAAAACACUCCUAAUUAAUCACCACUUGAUUCAGUAUUCGGAUUUAUAUCUGGAAUAUUAAUUUAGGUAUGUAAGUAAUUGUUAGGUAAGUAUUAGAUAAGCAUUGAAGAAAAUAUAUAGUGCCAGUAAACAUAUAGGUGCUAUAUUAUUGACCGCAUAAGCAUAAGCUUAAACCCUACUGUGUUAUUUAUUGUAUUUUGUAUUAUAUGAACUUUAGUUGUUAUGAAAAAUAUUGUGAAUGCCAUAAUGGGGGUUCUAUCCUCACACAAAUAUAUAUUUUUCUAACUAAUUUUGAUUUUAAAUUUGAUUAUUUUACGACCGGCUUAAACUUUUGUUCAACUUCUACUAGAUAAAAUUUUGGAAACUUUACCCUAAGUAAGUAAUCAUUUUUAUUAUUGCCUUUUUAAAAGGCAAUAAUAAAAAUGAUUUAAUUUGAUUAUAAUUUGAUAGUCCGCCACGCACAUUCUGUACCUAAUAACAAAAAAGGAUGGUAUUUUCAUAUCUCUAUUUUUCCUACUGUUGCUUUAUCAUAUCGAUGAGAGAUAUGAUCACCGUGACCCGAAAAUAAAAGAUUAACCUAUCGGCUGCUUCAUAUUUAUAUUUCAAUCACUUGGGGUCUGAUUAAUAUAAACUCCUUAUCAGAUAUCAUAUCAGUCACAAUAUGCAGAGGACGAUUAACAUAGAAACGGUAAGUAAAUGAUUUUUUUGUUCAAUAUAACAGCACAUUAAAAUAUGGCGCACUUAUCCCUUAUUGGGAUCUCUUCCAGCAGGAUCACUUCAAUCAACGGUGAUUACUUCAGAUAAGGAGGGUAAACAACAGGGAUAUGUUUUACUCACUGUAAUUGAAUCUACUGUUUUUGCCUAGCGCUUCUCUUCCGCGAGAAUUAUUAAAAAUCUUUAUUUCUUACUUAAUGCUACUAUGGAACCUAAAAAAUUAAAAGAAAUCUCUUUUACCUAUCCCAACCUCAAUCCAAUAUUUUUUCCACCCUUUACGAUAUCUUUUUGAUUACAUCGUACGUAACUACUACAUGUUACUAAAAUUCCAAAAUUUUGUAAUGAAGUAUUAGUUACUUAAAUGUACUUAUAUAUACUUAAUUCUUUUUUAUCCCAAAAUAUAGGAUAAUAACACUGAUGGUGCAAUUACUUUCAAUAUCACUUCUACCACUGACUAA
Molecule: messenger RNA, 6488 nt
Organism: Amyelois transitella
Lineage: Eukaryota; Metazoa; Arthropoda; Insecta; Lepidoptera; Pyralidae
Product: ATP-binding cassette subfamily C member 4
Exons: 24
Coding region: 184-4362 (1392 amino acids)
Biological process (GO): transmembrane transport
Cellular component (GO): membrane
Molecular function (GO): ATP binding; ATP hydrolysis activity; ABC-type transporter activity
Source: RefSeq, a predicted model, not a curated record